AUGGAGAUUUCCUCUCAUCAGUCUCAUCUCUUGCAACAACUGAAUGAACAGCGUAGGCAAGAUGUGUUUUGUGAUUGCAGUAUUCUAGUGGAAGACCAAGUCUUCAAAGCACACCGAAAUGUGCUAUUUGCUAGUAGUGGAUACUUUAAAAUGUUCCUCUCCCAGAACUCAAAGGAGACGAGCCAGCCAACAACAGCUACUUUUCAGGCUUUCUCCCCAGACACUUUUACCGUUAUACUGGACUUUGUCUAUUCUGGCAAACUCUCUCUUACUGGUCAGAAUGUGAUAGAAGUGAUGUCUGCUGCUAGCUUCCUGCAGAUGACUGAUGUCAUCAAUGUGUGUAAGACCUUCAUCAAAUCCUCAUUAGACAUUAGUGAGAAAGAAAAGGAUCGCUAUUUCAGUCUCUCAGAUAAAGAUGCCAAUUCGAAUGGUUUAGAACGUUCUUUUUAUAGUAGUGGUUGGCAAGAAGAAAGCAGCUCUCCGCAUUCCCAUCUAAACCCAGAUCAAGGAACAGGUGGAGUAAGUGGGAAGUCUUGGAGUAAAUAUAGUUAUCAUCCAAAUUCCCAAAGGAAUACACAACAAACUUUGGCAAAGCAUGAACAGAGAAAAGAUUCCAUUAAGAAGUCAAAACAUCUGAGGCUCUCAAAACCUUCGGAAGUUACUCAUUAUAGGUCUAAUAAACGGGAAGUACAGACAUCUGAUUCUUCUAGCCACGUUUCCCAUUCUGACGAACAAGAACAAAUUGAUUUGGAAAUGGACUCUGCUCCUAUGGACUGUCAGUAUGGUCAAGGAGCUGAUGGCAUAUCCAAAAGCUUUUCAGAUGAUCUGUCCCAGAUGCGGUUCAAGUGCCCAUACUGCACACAUGUGGUGAAAAGGAAAGCUGACCUCAAGCGCCACCUUCGCUGUCACACGGGAGAAAGGCCCUACCCUUGUCAAGCUUGUGGGAAAAGAUUCAGCAGGCUAGACCAUCUUAGUAGUCACUUUCGAACAAUUCACCAGGCUUUCAAACUAAUCUGCAGGAAAUGCAAGCGCCAUGUGACAGAUCUAACAGGGCAAGUGGUGCAGGAAGGCACCCGGCGCUACAGACUCUGCAAUGAGUGUCUUGCUGAGGUCGGCAUUGACAGCCUCCCCAUGGACUUGGAAGCUGAGCAUCGUCUUCUGUCCCCGCCAGAUGGAGACAAGGAUUCUAGAUGGCACAUGAGUGAAGAUGAGCAUAAAUCAUACGUGGAGAUUGUUGAGGAUGGGUCUGCUGAUCUGGUCAUACAACAGGUUGAUGAUAGCGAAGAAGAAAAGGAAAUAAAGCCCAACAUUAGGUAGCUGUCAUGUGAAUCCACAGAACUGGCACAUCUGCAACUUAGUGUGACUUCCUGCAUCUCUGUCUUUCCAUGGUCAGAGCCAGGUUAACACUUUUAUCCUCUGGACUGCAGAGUACUGACCUGCCAUAAUUUGCAUGCUUUCUGAACAGGCCUUUGUGCCUAUUCUGAACUGUGUUGCCCUAAAAUAUGUUGCUGCACUGGAAAGAAAGACAUAGCCCAAGUUGGCAUGAU
Molecule: messenger RNA, 1547 nt
Organism: Suncus etruscus (white-toothed pygmy shrew)
Lineage: Eukaryota; Metazoa; Chordata; Mammalia; Eulipotyphla; Soricidae
Gene: ZBTB8A
Product: zinc finger and BTB domain containing 8A
Exons: 3
Coding region: 1-1317 (438 amino acids)
Biological process (GO): regulation of transcription by RNA polymerase II
Molecular function (GO): protein binding; DNA-binding transcription factor activity, RNA polymerase II-specific; RNA polymerase II cis-regulatory region sequence-specific DNA binding
Source: RefSeq, a predicted model, not a curated record